AUGGCAAUUUCAAACUGGGGUUACCAUUCGUGGCGAGCCGGCCGACCCCGUUGCUGUGAAGACAGUGCUAUAGGUUGGACAUUGUCUGGGCCACUACAAUACGAUAUGAGCAGCACAACAUGUCGGGUAGCGCAUGUAAAUAUUGUAGCAAAGGAUGAGCCUCUUGCAUGUGAUGUUCAAAGAUUAUGGGAUUUAGAAACGUUAGGUACACAACCAGUAGAUGAGGUGCAUGAGGAAUUUGUCGAUAACAUUUCCUUCAGUGAAGGAAAAUAUUCAGUAAAAUUGCCUUGGAAAGAGAGUCACGACAACUUGACAAGUAAUUACGAAAUGUGUAUAUCGCGACUGAAAGGUCAAGUUAAGAAGCUUAAGCAUGACCCUGCGCUUUUGAAUGAGUAUGACGCAAUUAUACAACAGCAGCUAAGUUCGGGCGUUAUUGAAAAGGUCGCAAAACUAGAAAGCGCAGAAAAGGUGCACUACUUACCACAUUUGGCCGUGGUGCGAAAGGACGCAGUAACGACGAAGCUGCGCAUUGUCUACGAUGCCUCUGCGAAGAGCGGGGGCAAAAAGAGCGCGUCUCUAAAUGAAUGUUUACAUGUAGGGCCUUCAUUGAAUCCGUUGCUUUUUGACAUUUUAGUACGUUUUAGACAAAAGAGAGUAGCCUUGAUUGCCGAUAUUGAAAAAGCAUUUUUAAAUAUAGAAGUUGAUAAAGCUGAUAGGGAUUGUUUACGAUUUUUGUGGUUAAAAGACGCGAAAAAUGCAAGUUCAGAAGUUGAGGUUUAUAGGUUCUGUCGAGUGGUAUUUGGGCUAAAUUCCUCUCCAUUUCUGUUAAACGCAACUUUAAGGUAUCAUUUUUCAAAAUAUAAGGGAUUAGAUCCGAAGUUCGUUGAGACAAUGAUUGAGAGUUUCUAUGUGGACGAUAUGGUCACAGGUGACGAGAAGAGUGAACUAGCUUACGAUUUAUACUUAAAAGCUAAAACUAGGUUAACCGAAGGCGGAUUUAAGCUUCGGAAAUGGAAAACAAACGACGACGGUUUGAGGGCGCGAGUCGGAAACCGCAAUAUUGCAACAAAACAGCGUGGAAGAAAAUGA
Molecule: messenger RNA, 1089 nt
Organism: Dendronephthya gigantea
Lineage: Eukaryota; Metazoa; Cnidaria; Anthozoa; Malacalcyonacea; Nephtheidae
Exons: 1
Coding region: 1-1089 (362 amino acids)
Source: RefSeq, a predicted model, not a curated record